AUGUUCGUGCUCACUUUUGUAUCCAGGUGUCUGUUGGAGGCGGUCGCUGGGUUUGAUGAUGCGGGGUACGGAGAGUGGGCUGGUGGUGGGGGUAGAGGGGGAAGGGGGAGGGGUGUGCGGGCGGGCGCGGUAGCCCCACAGUACGCGAAAGGACGUGCGCGUGAGUGGUCGCCGCUAUCGGCAAAGAGCGGCGCGGCCGCCGAGUGUGAUGCGAGCGUGCCGCCCGCCAUGGCCACGCUCGGCCUAUCCAAGGUGUUCAUCCUUGACAAGUACUUCACUGAGCUGCAAAAGUUCUGGGAAACGGAAAAGAAGCUGCAAGGUGAGCGGGCGUGCAGUGCCUACGCUGCUCCCAUUUGUGUAUGUUGUGACGGGCCACUCGUUUCGGCACCGCCGCGCCGAAAGCUCCACAUUUCUCCAGCUGUGAACGCGUACUCGACCGCCGGGCACCUCUCGCCGCCCAUUUAUGUUCGAAGGGCCGCCGCGCCGAGCCGCGCCGCGCUAUUCACUAUCUAUUACGAGAGCAUCGUGACGCACCGGCCACGACUCGUU
Molecule: messenger RNA, 549 nt
Organism: Iphiclides podalirius (scarce swallowtail)
Lineage: Eukaryota; Metazoa; Arthropoda; Insecta; Lepidoptera; Papilionidae
Source: the annotation of a GenBank genome assembly